Bufo bufo (common toad) is the source of this 4885-nucleotide messenger RNA. RefSeq names its product NGFI-A binding protein 2 (gene NAB2). The record is from RefSeq and is a predicted model, not a curated record. Gene Ontology annotation, cellular component: nucleus. NCBI's taxonomy places the organism in Eukaryota, Metazoa, Chordata, Amphibia, Anura, Bufonidae. The coding region runs from base 488 to 1729 and encodes 413 amino acids. Gene Ontology annotation, biological process: negative regulation of DNA-templated transcription. Gene Ontology annotation, molecular function: transcription factor binding; transcription coregulator activity. The transcript has 7 exons.
AGACCUUAGGCAAGAGGAGCCCAGAGAAAAUCAGCAGACAGAUGCUAGACACUGGAUACUGGUAGAGAGACAGCAGAGACCCCAACGCUAGAAGAAGAAGGGUGAUAGAUGAUGGCAAAGGAUGUGAUGAAGAAACGUGUAUAGACCGAAGAAGGCGCAGGAAACUACUAAACCACAACUGUCCUAUUUUAUUACUAUCCUCAGCUGAAAGUUUCUGCUAGACAAUUUUGGGGACACUGUGCCUAGAAUAUAUCAAACUCCGAAAUGGCGGAGAGGGCUGGAAGAUCAGAUGACCUGAAGCGGGCAACCAAAGCAAGGCAAGAUCAUUGCAGAAACAACUUCACUCCCACGUACCCUGGGUGAGCUGCAGCUGUACCGUGUUCUCCAGAGAGCCAACUUAUUAGGCUACUAUGAUACCUUUAUCCAGCAGGGAGGUGAUGAUGUUCAGCAGUUAUGCGAGGCUGGAGAAGAUGAAUUCUUGGAAAUUAUGUCCUUGGUUGGCAUGGCUACAAAGCCAUUGCAUGUCAGACGGCUACAGAAGGCCUUACGAGAUUGGGCUACUAAUCCUGGACUGUUUAACCAGCCACCAUUGAACAGUGUUCCUCUGAGUGCCAGUAUACCAUUGUUUAAAAUAUCAGAAACAAUGGGAAGAGUAGCUCGACCAUGUAAUGGUCAUAUUAGUAACAUGGAAACUUUGAGCAAAGGAAUUAGUGGCUUUGUUCUUCCAGAACAACAAGAACAGCUUGGAAAAAGAUCUCCAUCACAACUAGACAAUAGGCCUUGGACAGUUCAGGUGUCUCCAGAACUAAAUGAAGGAGAUGAUGAAGAUGUUGACGAUGAUGAAGAUGGUAGAGGAGCACAGUAUGCAACAGCAGGUGAAAGACUGGACCCUGAGCUGGUACAGGUGAUAUCGGACAGUGUUGAGAGGCUAAUGAAAGGCUUGCCUCGGGGGGAUAUCGCUGAGGCGCGAUCCAUGCUGAAAAUAAACAAAAAAUUGGGACGAUCGCUAGGCCAUAUCUUUCAGAUACCUGAUGGAGGGCCUAGGAAAGAAAGGGAGAUUCGAAGACAUAGUGCUAUCUAUGGAAGGAGCGAUUCUAAGAGACGUGAAGGAAAAAGACUCACUCUACAUGAGCUGACAAUAAAUGAAGCAGCCGCUCAGUGCUGUAUGAGGGACAACACCCUGCUCCUUAGGAGGGUAGAGCUGUUCUCAUUAGCAAGACAGGCGGCCCGGGAGAGCUCCUACUUGGCAUCUCUGAAGUGCUCCAGGUUAAAUCCUGAAGAGUCAGGGGCACCACAGACAAAAAUACCAAAGCAGGAGGUUUGCGAAGUGCCUCUACAAAGCGAAUCAGAAAGUGUAACUACUUCAGUAAGACAUAGCUUGGAAGAAGACAGCGGCAGUGUAUCUGGGGAAAGCAUGGAUGGUCAUUUACAAGCAGCUGUAACGGUAAGAAUACCCACCUCCCCUGGAGCUCCCCCUACAGAACUAUCUCUUGCUCUACCACAUCCAGCCCCAUGGAGCAGACAGCUUUUGCAGCAAACACUGAUGGAUGAAGGUCUGCGACUUGCCAGACUUGUGUCACGUGACAGAUUGGGCCGCCUCAGUCUGUGUGUGCCAGGAACUCCUCACAUUGCAGAAUGUGAUGACGGUGGUUCGGAGAGCUGUUCAAGUUUGCCUGUUUCACCACAAAUCACAGACCUCAGAUCUGGAAACUGCAAGGAACAGGAAUAAAGAAAAUCCGAAGGCAAGACGAGGACAACUGAAAGAUACGAAGUAACAACGACAAAAAUCAUUUGUUCCCUAACCCUAAGCCAUCUAGGACACUGAGCCAUCUAUAAUAAUGAUACCUUACCAGUUCCAGUGGCCUCCAUAUUGAACAGAACCAGCUCAGUUAUGUAGACUGGACGGCAGGUAAUGGCUUACAGUGUCUGAGAACCACUGAGAUUUUGGGAUUAGCAAACGUUAAAUGCAAUGUACCAAACUUAUGAGCCAUGACGUGAUAUUGUAUUCAAGUAUGGCAUUGUUAAUAAUUGCAAUGAUUAUUGUAUUAUGUUUAUUUCUUACAGAUAUAUUCAUUAUAUAGUGCAGCAAAUGACUUUUGAAUAUUAGUUGCCAGAUUUUUCAUAAAACAUGUUAAAUGCUAUAUUAUACCAUCAGGAUAUCAAGGAUUAAGGCUUCGUAUAAAUUGAUAGCUCUUAGACAAGAUUGGUAGACGUGCAAGCUCUUGAUUUCUAGUUUUCUGGGCUACUUUAACUGUUGUUGUCUACUGAUGCGUUAAGCCUCAUCUCCCAAGCAAAGAAAUAUAUAAGGUAUUAAAGGGGAUUUCUGGGAAUUAAAUAUUGAUAAUCAUCAAUAUCUGACAGGUCAACUCCUGGCGAGGGUUGCAGCUUCUUCAUGGUAUACCAAGCACAGCGCCGUCCAUUGCAUAGUGGCUGAUCUUGGUAUUGCAGCUCAACCCACAUUUAUUUAGGACAUGUGACUGAUGAACCUGACAUCACAUGACCUAGGAAGAUGCCAAAGAGCUCACAGAGCCCUAUGGCCUCUUCAUACAGCUGAUCGGGGAGGGUGCUAAGAAUUGGACCUCCACCAAUCUCAUAUUGAUAACCUGUCCUGAGGAUAGACCAUCAAUAUGAAAAUCCCAGAAAGCCCUUUUAAUAAAAUGUUAAAAGCUGCUGAUGUCAUUCACUUACACACACAAAAUGGUAGUUAUAGGAGAAGAAGAUAUUUCUUAGUUUUCCUAUCAGCAAUCCCGUUGAAUUACACUACAGCCUUCCUCUGCCCAGCCUCGAGUGGUUGAGAACACAAGAAUAUAUCGAAUAUAUUGGAUUCAGUUGCCAAAUGAAUGUAGAACAACUUUAGUGAGCUUUUCGUGACAUUGUUUAGAAAGUACCUUUAGCAAAUGACUGAAGUGAGACUGAAUGGCUAAUGGGUUAGUAGACGUUGCUUGUAAUAGAAUAUGGGUUUUUAGGUCACCUUCUUCUGUUUUUUAAUUCAGGGUUUUAGCUAAGCCAGGACUCAAUGCAUGGAAGUAAUAUUUUGGGGGGGAAAACUUAAAUAAAGCAAAGUAGAUAGAGUUUGAACAUUUUAUAGAUAAUCUUUUAAUGUGCCAUUAUACCAGCUAUUCUCAUCCAUCCAGAGAUACCCCAAAGGGAGGUAAAACGCGUUGACAGUCAUGGAUGGCCCUACAUGGGUAUUGACAUUUCAUUGAUUUAAGAUGCUCUAAGUUAUACCUCUGUUCAAUUGACUUAAACUAUGGGGCUCAUGUAUACAUGGUAUCAAGGGUUGUCCAUUGUGCUACUACUUGACAAAUGUAGGAAAUUAAUGACAGAUAACAGCUGUUGUAAGUGGUCUUACAAAAAAAUUGACAUUUUUAGAUUUAUAUGACACAGAUGAGACAAAGAUGGUCCAUCUUCUAAGCCAAAACGUUGACAUCUGAAGACCUUUUGGCCAAUGACCCCCUUAUGAUUGAUUACUUUAUUAUUUUACUAAACCCCCAACUAUGUAUGCUGUGUAUUGAAUCCAGAGAUGCAUUUAUCUUUUCUGUACAUAUAGGAGAUUUUAUCAUCAGGGAGUACUUUCUUUUUUUUUUUCCUGGAGUUCAGUCUGAUUCCACAUUUUGUGAGCCCCUUAGACUGACGUCCUUUUAUUUCAAAGCAAUAAUCAGACUCUGUAUUCUGUGUGCAAUAAACGAUUCAGAGAAAUCCAUCACCGCACCGUUGUCACUUCUCCAUGGAUCUCCAGGAGGUUUGGAGUCACUUUGCUGGUUCGUAUAAAGCCAGCCUGUAAAAAUGUGCUUUCAAUAGUUAGUAAAGUGUGUAAACGAGCCUAUUUACUCUUUUCCUUUGAAAUGAUGGUACAUGAUGAGCUUUUGUUCUACUUGCAUACAGCUAACUGUAUAUAGAUAGCUCAAUGUCUAAGUAGAAUCAGCGACUAUACAUUCCAGUAGGAACAUUCAAAUCCAUUCUGUGUUAUUGAUGGUGGUUAACUCUAAAAUGUUCCUCAGUUGCCUUUCUGAUUAACUUAUUGUGUUCUCUGCGUAGUAGUGAAUCCUAUACUCAAUGUUAUAGUCUUAACUCCACUUGAGUAAUCUGUCUUAUUGCUGUACGUAUAAACGGUGUCCAUUAUGGUCUGUAGUCUUGCAAUCUCAUAUAGCUAUGAUAUUUGUAGAAUGCUGUCUUGUCUUUCUUUGAAUGUUGGCCCUGUUUUGUCCUCAGUAAGAAAUAAUUCACUGCAUGAUAACAUAUUUCCAUGGAUGUUCCAUAUAAAAAUCAUUCAUAAAUGCACUGCUGACUACACUUUUAGAGAUCUCCCUAACUAUUCACCUUAAAAUAUCAAGGAUACAACAUAGACAAUCAGAAUCUACUUGUCAAGAAUGGUCCCGACGUGUAGAUAGCAAGAACGUAAAUGCUGUGGCUGCUUCCAGACCUGUGGAGCGUGUAGCCCUCUCUCACCUAGCUUGGCACCAUCGCCCUUAUCCUGGUCAUUUAUCGCUGUACAAGAGUCCUUCUCUGCAAUUACACCUCAUCAGAUUGUUGGGAACCAGGGUCAUAUUACCUUUUUCUUCUCAGAGGUAUGGUAAAGGGAGAACAAAUGCUGGGGAGAUGCUUGGUGGUGUCAGCCAACACCUGAAGGUUUAAAAAUGCAGUUUUUGCUAUGGAGUCUUCAUUGUUUGUAUAUAAACUUUAUUGUUUCUAGUCAAGGAAGUGCAUCACCAAGUAGUUCAUCUCAAAGGGGGUUAUCUCACCAAAAUUAUUUACUACCGAUCAGUGAUAGUUUUUGUGAUAUGGCUCCUUUAAAGGAAAUGUGUCACCAGUUAAAUGUGUCACCAGUUUUCUGCCAGUUAAAACCAGAUAGUAACACAUAUCGUUUUUUUCUAAUCAGUUUUCU